This is a messenger RNA of Nanorana parkeri, 7485 nucleotides long. It is a transcript of the gene TEP1, whose product is annotated as telomerase associated protein 1. The coding region runs from base 1 to 7401 and encodes 2466 amino acids. Gene Ontology annotation, cellular component: telomerase holoenzyme complex. Gene Ontology annotation, biological process: telomere maintenance via recombination. Gene Ontology annotation, molecular function: telomerase activity; protein binding; telomerase RNA binding. The record is from RefSeq and is a predicted model, not a curated record. Lineage: Eukaryota; Metazoa; Chordata; Amphibia; Anura; Dicroglossidae. The transcript is spliced from 53 exons.
AUGACCUCCCUGUCUUCUGUUCCCUCUGGUGUAGCCAUUAAUAGUUCUUUUACUUCUAAGACUGAACCCCUCAGCCUUUCUCCAGAAUCACUUCUUUUACCCUCCAUCGGUAUAAAGUGUGAUAUCAAAAGCAACAAAAACACACUAACCCACUCAGCUCUUUCCCCGAGCUUAACUUCAAAUUUACAGCCUACAAUAGGGCUUGGGCAAGCAACAUCUGAAGAUUCUGAGUCAGAGGAAGGUGAAUUGCCAGAAGAUGAUACGUUGGAAAAUUCAUCUGAUGGAGAGUCACUGACGUCAGAUGCUGAGUUUGCUAUGGAAAACCUCUCCUCACAACCUGCGGCAUCUGCUGAUAGUGAACCAUCUGCACAUGAGCAACUACAAAUCACGGAGGAGGCAUCUGAAGCUCUCAGUAACCAAAAAUCAGAGACUCUUCUCAAACAGAAGAAGAUGGCUUUAUUAUCUGCAGUUUGCUGUUCGUUGGUUAAUUCACCAAACUUCUCAGACCCUUCAGAUCUGACCAGGUCUGAUAUUCAGACCUUGUGUGAAGAUAUAGCAGGACUGGAUGCAGAGUUUGUUCUAAAAGUUGCUUUGUACACUCGCCAGGAACUCAAUAUUCGUAGUACUGCAAACUUCCUGCUGGCCGUGUCUGCAUCACUGCCGGCAUGCCGCCCACAUCUGCGCAGGUAUUUGUGCUCUUCUGUCCAGCUUCCCAGUGACUGGAUGGAGGUACCACGCUUGUAUCAGAGUCUGUCAGGAAAGGGAGAUAACCUGGCUUCCCUGCCUUCUUGCCUCCGCCGAGCUCUUACACUCAAGUUCCAAGAAUUCAGCGAAUACCAGCUGGCAAAAUACAAUACUCGUGUACAAAGAGGAAAGCGUGAUUGCAAGAAAAAGAUUGAGAAAAAAGACAAAGUUUUUAAAACGUUGAAGUUUGGUAGAAAUUUAAGGGCGUUGGAGUCUUCCCUAAAGCUUCUUCAGAAACAGCUUGAUGAGGCUGACUCUGCUUCCACUGAGAAGAAAAAGAAGAAGAAAGACAAAUUUUCUUUGAAGAGUUUGAUUCAGAGAUUACAUAUUUCUAAACCAGCUUAUCAUGUCAUGAGUCUGCUUGGUUGCAGGUAUCCUAAAGACUUGACGUCCUUCUCACGUAGCGGUCUUGAGGGUCCCUGGCAAUCACAUCUGUCAGGACAAAGAAUGAAGCUAAAACAGCCAGAGACCUGGGAAAGAGAACUGAGCCAGAAAGGAAACACUGGCCCUGUAUGGGAGAGUCUGCUAGACAAUCGUAAAGUACCAUUCAUGGCUUUAUUGAGGAACCUGAGGAAUAUGAUAAGAGCAGGUAUUAGUCAGAAGCAUCACAUAGCGGCGAAUGCACGGCUAACCAAUCAGCGUGCUGUGGUCCAAAGCCGCCUUUUCCCAUUCCGUUUCCUUUCUGCAUACAAAGUCAUUCAAGAUUUAGAGCAUCAGCUUCAAAAAGCAGGAGAAUCAUUCCCUAACAAUGCUGCCCUCCUCCGGAGUAUCUUUCGCCGGAAAGGGAAGAAUAUUCCACAGCUAGCACGCAUGCGUUUCACACGGCGUCAACUCAGAGCAAGUUUGGCUGUUCCUGUUGUUCAUCAACUACUUAAAAGAGAAAAAGAGGCAGUCAAGAAAGCCAGAACAAUAAAGUUUGAUGAGGAUGUCCUUCAAAGCUAUAAGAAAUCACUGGAGGAAGCUAUUCGGAUAUCAGCCCGUUACAACAUCCCACCCAUUCCUGGGCGUACAGUCAUCCUGAUGUAUGUAGAUGGAGUCAUGUAUACACCGUGUCAUGGAGCAAAAGAACUAGCGACCUCCACAGCUGGAAGUGGGCCACCAUCUCUCCUAGAUGUGGGUUUGCUGUUGAGUCUAAUGGUAAAAGAAACAGCAGAAAGCGCUGAACUUGUCCUGUACAACGACCAUGAAUAUUCCUUGGUGGAACACUCCUCAAGUCCUCUUCUUCAGCGUGUGGAAGAGAUCAAAACACAAAUAUCAGAAUUGUCAGGCUCGUCAGCCUUACCCUUUGAAGAGAGACAUCCAGGAGCAGAGUACCUUUUGGAGCUCCUUAUGAAACGAAAAAAGGUGGAUACUCUCCUGGUUUUUGCAAACUGCCCCCUUAAUGAACAGUUCCAAUCUGUGUUGAAGCAGUACCGGCGGACUGUGAAUAUGGAAUGCCUCUGUGUGACAGUACUGCCCCAUGGUUUCAAAAGUGAGGACUCCAUUGAGCAGUGCAAAGAUGUGACACUCACUGGCUUCACUGAACAGGUGUUAAAGUAUGUUUCAGAGAGGGGCACUGACCGACUGCUGGAUCACGUUGAGAAGGUAAAUGAAAGAUUCAAGGUUCCAGAAGACCCAGACAAGGUCAAAAGUAGUCAAGCAUCAUCUCGUGGCUUACUCACUACAAUUCCAAAACAGAGGUGGCGCAGUGUCCGCGUCUUCAUUUCCUCCACAUUCCGUGACAUGCACUCAGAAAGAGAUAUCUUGAUAGGACAGGUGAUGCCACAACUACGUCUUCGUGCUGCUUCUCACUUCCUGUCCUUGGAGGAAGUUGAUCUGCGCUGGGGAAUUACAGAGGAGGAAGCUAAGAAAGACAGGCAGCUGUCUCUGUGCCUUUCUGAAGUUGUUCGGAGUCAGAUCUUUAUUGGGAUCCUAGGAGAGAGAUAUGGACAUACUCCAAAAACAUAUUCAGUGCCCCACCUUCCUGAGUAUGAAUGGAUCCAUACAUACCCAGCUGGGCGAUCCAUCACUGAGUUGGAGGCCAUGCAGUUUUUGCAGGGUUGUGGCACCAAAAAACAUGGACACCCAAAGGCCUUCUUCUACUUCAGGAAUCCAGAUGUUCUUGGGUCUGUGCCUAGUCAUUGGCUCCCAGACUUCGCUGCAGAAUCUCCAGAAGCUGCCAAGCGUGUGAAGGACCUUAAGAGCAGAGUAGCUAAACACCCAGCUACCAGGAGCUGCUUAUACUCUUGCCAGUGGGGAGAUGAACAGAAUGAGAAACCACAUUUAAUUGCAUUAGAAGAUUUUGCAGCUAAAAUUCUAGAAGAUAUUUGGCAAGUAAUUGAGAGAGACUUUAUUGAGGAGUCAAAAGCAUCUGAAGAUGAAGAUCAGCUUGCACAGGAGGGCUUCCAGGAGUGGCAUGGGCAACAUUCCUUUGCUAGAAGCAAGUUAGUGACAAAUGUGUGUGCACAGAUCCAGGAGAAGAGACGUGCAUCCUCAACAAAUGGACAGUUGUUUCUGGUGGUUGGGGAGCCCAGUCAGGGGAAGACUGUCUUUGUGGCUGACCUUGUGAAGGAACUGAGACUAGCAGCUUCAUCCUCGGUGAUCUAUCAUUUUACGGAGGCCACCACAAUGGCAAAAGAAGCAGAGACUAUGUUAAACAGUGUCUGCAAGCAAAUGAAUCAGAGACUGCAGAGAAGGAACUGUAGCCUUACAUCUUACAGGGCACUUCUUGCUGAGUUCCAAGCUCUCCUUCAGUUAAUAUCGCGCUCACUGAAGCGGAGUGACGCAUUGACAUUAUUAAUAGAUGGGGCCGAUAUGCUGUGUGGACACGCAGGUGAACUAACAUCUGAUUGGAUCCCUGACUUCCUUCCCCAGAGAGUGAACUUAGUUCUGAGUGUGACAGAAGGCUCCUCUCUCUGCUCUUCCUUGAGGAAGCGAAAGGACACCGUUGUGAUCUCUCUAGGGAGGCUGGAACCAAAUGAGCGAGCUGAACUGGUGAGAGGGAAGCUGGCUUUGUAUGGGAAAAAGCUGGAAGAGUCUGCUUUUAAUAAUCAGUUGCGACUUCUGAUGAUCAAGAAGGGAACACGUGAUCCUCUGUAUCUAACCAUGGCUUGUGAAGAAUUACGAACCAGUGCUGUCUUUGAGAAGCUGUCUGAUGAUAUACAGAAGUUGCCAGCAACCCUUCCACCUCUAAUUCAGAAGAGACUGGAAAUGCUGGAAGAGGAACAUGGAGUGAACAAUGUGGGCAUUGCUCUGAUAGCCAUUUGCAUCUCCCGAAAAGGGCUAUGGGAGAGAGACCUGCUAAGGAUUCUUAGCUCUCUGCAGGAAAUAAGCUCUGUGUACACAGCAAGUUGGGAUGAAAUGCUGCCUGCAGCCAUUCAUUCAAAUAAUCUUCCUAUGGCCACAUUCUCUUUGCUUCUCACAGGGCUGAAGAGCGUUCUUGGUCUGUGGAAUCGUAACAUGACUAGUGAGCCAAGGCUGCACCUCUCUAGUUGCCUGCUGCGGGAAGCUGUGGAGAAACGUUACUUUGGAAAUCCUGAUUUGGUCCGCGCUGUACAUCUUCUUAUGGCCGCUCACUUCUGGGCAGUCUCUUCUCCUGAAGACCCUGAAUCUUCCUCUGCACUUCACGCUGAGUGUCUGAGUGAGCUGUCCCAUCAUCUGCUGUUUGGUAUGCAAUUCCAUACUCUGGGUAAGCUGCUCGCUCACAUUCCUUUCCUGAAGGCACAUGCCACCCUAGGGCUCUUGCCUCACCUGUGCCAGGUUUACAGUAGCUAUGAAACGGCCAUGUCAAAGAUGACUUCAACACUCUCAGCUGCUCGGGAUGAGAUGGAAACUACUGAACUAUCUGGACCACCUGUGAGGGAAUUCAAGGAGUUCAUUGAGCGAUCCUUGCAUAUUCUUACUCAGAAUCCUUCACUAUUUUAUCAGUUGGCUUUGAACGAACCUGAUACAUCACUAGUGUGCAUUCAGGUCCAAGAGAUUUUGGCUGACUUCAAGAGCGCCACAUCUGAGCUCAUCACAGCAUGGAACAAUAAACCCAACUCCACCAGUGUCUGUUCCAGUAAAUCGCUGCAUGUUCCUUCUGCUCCAGGUUGUGUUGGCCUGAACACCAGAGGAGACAUGGCAGUGCUGGGCACCAGUAAUGGUUCACUUCACAUACUGCAAACAAAUAGUGGCGAGGAAGUCAGAACACUGUACAGUGGCUGUGACGGGAUAUCUACCUGUACAUUUAUUUCUGACACAUUACUCUGUGUUGGCUCCUACGAUGGAAUAAUGGAGAUCUGGAAUAUAACAGACGGAUGUCGUUUACACAGAAUUGAAGCACAUAGUCGACAGGUCACAGGAUGCUGUGUCAGUGCAGAUCAUAGACAGCUUAUCACCUGCUCUCUAGACUUCCAACUGAAGACAUGGGAUACCAGCCGCUAUUCUCCAUUAAGUUCUACCUCUUUCUCCAGCCCCCUUAACUGUGUUGCGUUUCACCCCAGAGGUCACGUAGUGGCAGUUGGCUCUUGGGAUGGGAAGAUAUCUGUGGUGCGACUGGAAAACUGGAAAAGAAGUGCAGUUAUGAGUGGUUCCUCUUCAGUAAGAACAGUGUCCUUCUCCAUGGAAGGCAGUGUCGUGGUCUCUGGUUACCUUGAUGGCUGGGUGUCACUUUGGUCAUGGGAAGCACAAGUUGAAUUGUCUAAAUUUAGAGCUCACAGUGGUUCAGCUUUGACUGCUAACUUUCUGCAUCAUGGUGAAUACCUUCUAACUGGCGGAGAGGAUGGCAAGGUACAAGUAUCAUCUGGUGGUCUCGGAAGACUACACGGACAUGCCUGUGAAAAGAAUGCACAGUCUCCAGUGCUUUCUCUAGCCCUGUCCCCCAACAGAGAACUGCUGGCUGUUGGAUAUCAUUCUGAUUCUGUUAGUGUCUACAGUGUGGCUACUGGGGAUCUUGUGACACAGUGCAGUUUUUCAGAUGUGGCAGUGAGUAGCCUGGUGUGGCUUUCUGACACCAUUUUAGUGACUGGCAGCUCGGACAGCUUGGUUCGUGUGUGGAAUGUCUUACCAGGACAAUGUUCUUGUCGGCUCACACUGAGUGGACACCAGCGCUCUAUUAUGGGCCUGGCUCUCUCCUCCAAGCUUCUGGCUUCUGCAUCAGAGGAUGUUUCAGUCUGUCUCUGGCCAGUGGAAAGUCUCUUGGAAUCUGAUCCCACAGUCUCCCCUGUCUCUGUUCUCCGGGGUCAUACUGCAGCAGUCACAUGCUGUUCUUUCAGCUCAGAUGGAAGACUGCUGGCUACUGGGGGACAAGAUCGGUCUGUGCUUUGUUGGGAUGUGUCAGUAAACCCACCUAUCCUUUCAUGCACCCUCCUGUCAUGUCACAAGGACUGGGUAACUGGUUGUUCCUGGACUGACAGCGGUAUGCUGAUCUCAGGUUCUGGAGAUGGAGCUCUGUGCCUGUGGGACAUUCACAAGCAGAAGCAGCUCCUGAUAUUUGCUGGACAUCAGAGUGCAGUCAGUAGCGUUGCUUGCAUGGGGGAACGUGUCAUCACCACUGGCAGGGAUGGCUGCCUAAAAGUAUGGAGUCUUACUGGCCUUGAGGUUGCAAAUAUCCAUACUGACCAUAACCAGUUAACCCAGAGUGCGGCCUACUGGGAGCCAGAAGAUAGUCGCGCUGAUGCUGAUAUAGUGGUUUAUACAGCUGGGUCUGAUGGCACAGUUUUCAAAUGGAGUCCUUUGCAGAUGGAGCAGAUACAGACAUUGCAAGGUCAUGGAGGUGCAGUGAUUACAUCUGCAACAAAUCCCAAGCAUGAAGUUUCAGUAACCGCCGCCCAUGAUGGCUCAGUUCGGCUUUGGGGAGUGCCAUGCAGGGAUGGGAAUCUGAAGCGAAGCCGUCACAAAGGGGCAGUGUCUGCCAUUGCAUGGUCUCCAGAUGGGGAGGUGGUGGUAUCAGGUGGAGAGUUUGGGGAUCUGAUAGUAUGGAAAGAACAGAAAGUUGUUCUCACUCUCCAGUGUGGAGAGCUUUGCAUUUUAUCCGUUGUAUUUACUACACAACGCUCCUUCCUCGUCAUCUCCAAUGAUCUGACGGUUUCCCGAUGGCUCCUGUUUCCUUGUAAGGGAGGUGGCUUAAGAGCAAAGAAGGCUUACAGUGUGGAGAUUGAGUCCCUCGUGCUGUCUGCAGUCCCCACCUCCUCACAAGUGCAGCUCCACACUUUGUCAGGGAAGGUGUUCAUCCUGGAACCCAAAACUGGAUCAAUGCAGGAUAUCCAUAUUGUUCAUGCCUUACUGCCAGAUCCUAAUUUCAAACCUCCACAGGAAGAGCUAAAUCCUGGUUGUAUUAUUACCGCAUCCCAUCCAGACUUUGGAGUGUCCGACUCUACUGGAGCCCUGUGGCUUCAAACCCAAAAACAGUCAAGUCAAAGAUCAUCUGGAAAAUGGGAGCAAAAACAGAUCCAUUCAGCUUCUAUUUCCUGUUUGAGUGUGAUGAAUGAUGUAGUGAUUACGGCAUCCACUGAUCGCAGUGUCAAGAUCUGGAGAUGUAACCCCUUCAGACAAGUGGGAAUAUUCAAUUGUGAAGGAGCAGUCACCUGUCUGUCCCCUUGUCCUCUGGCUCAGAGUGAUACUCUGUCAGUGGCAUGCCAGAUCGCCUGUGGGGAUCAAUAUGGAAAUGUGUACUUGCUGACUUCUCUGCAAGUUUAGAAACUUGGUAAAGCUAGAUUAAUGGUUCUUUACAUGUAUGACAGCAAUAAACCUUUGAAAGAAUAAAUGUCCUCAUGUGCUGUU